CUUCCUCUCGAGGCAACAGAAUCAAAACAAACACGGAAUCAUGGCGGCGGUGCGAGUGAGAUGGAGUAAGUCGACAGAGAAGCAGCUCGUGGAACUGUGGAAAGCUCACCCCUGCCUCUUUGAUGUUGCCUCCCAAAGCUACUAUGACCGAAAAAACAGGGAGAAAAGUUGGGAGGCGAUCGCACACCAAUUACAGCUACCAGUGAAUGAGGUUAAAACCCGCGUGACGUCACUCCGGACGCAGUAUGGAAAGCUGCUGAAAGCCAAGCCCAGGCGAGGAGGUGGCCGGAAACCAUUGACUCCCAAGCAGAAGUGGAUACUUAAACACGUGGAUUUUUUAAAGGGUCAUAUCAUCCACAGACAUACAGAAUCUACAAUGAGCCCCACCACUGAGUCAGAGGAGGCAUUUGAGGGCGAGGGGGAUUCAUCCACAUCGGAAACUGAAGCUGAAGUGGAGGAAGAGGACAGUAGUUCGUCUUUGACAUGUCAGCUUGUCCAGAAAAAAGAAGAAACAAAACAAAAGCCACAAUCUGCUCAGCAAUGCCUUGAAAUGGCCGAACUAUCACUGCUCCAACAGAUACAGAAAACUCUCGUUUCCAAUGCAGACUCCACGGAGCUAUUUGGACAGCAAGUAGCCUCUGAGUUGAGAAACAUCAGAGAUAGAGCAAUACAAUUAAGGCUGAGGCGAAACAUCAUGAACAUGAUUUAUGAUGCACAGGAGGCCGAGCAUAUUGGUCAAAGCCAGUAUGCAAGUCAACUGGCUAGUCCAUCGUCGUGUUCCUCCCCAAGACAACCCGGUCCCAUCUAGCCUGCCUAUGUCAUUCACUAGCAUGAUACAUCAUGAGUAGAUGAAAACAAAGCUCUGAAGUUUGUCUCUUUGUGACCAAACUACCUCAUUUUU
Messenger RNA from Cyprinodon variegatus (sheepshead minnow), 901 nucleotides. RefSeq lists its product as uncharacterized. Gene Ontology annotation, cellular component: nucleus; transcription regulator complex. Gene Ontology annotation, biological process: regulation of transcription by RNA polymerase II. Lineage: Eukaryota; Metazoa; Chordata; Actinopteri; Cyprinodontiformes; Cyprinodontidae. The record is from RefSeq and is a predicted model, not a curated record. The transcript is spliced from 3 exons. Bases 41 to 808 code for a protein of 255 amino acids.